Molecule: messenger RNA, 4832 nt
Organism: Esox lucius (northern pike)
Lineage: Eukaryota; Metazoa; Chordata; Actinopteri; Esociformes; Esocidae
Gene: ipmkb
Product: inositol polyphosphate multikinase b
Exons: 6
Coding region: 684-1976 (430 amino acids)
Biological process (GO): inositol phosphate biosynthetic process
Cellular component (GO): cytoplasm; nucleus
Molecular function (GO): inositol-1,4,5-trisphosphate 3-kinase activity; inositol tetrakisphosphate kinase activity
Source: RefSeq, a predicted model, not a curated record
GUGUCGCAACUCGCGAGUGUUAGUGGAUAGACUACUAGGUAGCUAGCAAAAUGACAUGUUGAUAGCAACCCAGCCGUUCAAGUUGGGUAAUGUCGAGUGCAAAGAUAACUGCAACGAUUUGAGUACAUCCGUAGCGUGUCCGAUAACAAUUGUUUUGCGUAAUUAUUGUUGAUGGGGAAACAAUUUGUCGUUUAUGUGCCUGAACGUCAGAUGUGAUGUCACGGUUAGCAGCCUGUCUCUUAGCAUUGUGGGAACGUAAGCUGCAAACAACCGGGCUUGUUUGUAGUGUUAUGAGUUUUCCAUAGCCAAUGAAACGGCCUUGCUCGAAGUAGUCGAAGAGACUCACGUUUUCAAGAUUGCACACGGAUAUCGGUCUUGUCAUCAGAACAGUUUCGAGAGAGGAGUGUUUACGUCUCCCCUGUGAGGAAGUGGGAUGUGGCCAGUCUGUAUUAAUGUUGCUGAAGAAGAUAAUGGAAAUCAUUGUAGCGGUGGUACUGGAGCCUCGCUACAUUGUAGGCUAAAUAUUAGGUUAGAGUUGGUGCUUAACGCGAGCCAAUUUCACGAAUUCGAUGAAGACUUCCCUCGUUGUUCGAAAUCGUGCGGGGGUCGUUCUGAUUAUAUAAUAUCAAACAUGUGAAUUAUAGCUUACCUAUUUUUUAUUUUUUAAAGCCAUUAAAUCGCUAAUGUCAAAUCAACAACAGAUAAUGGACUCAUCUUUAGCUUUGGGAAGACUGGAAAUCAAUAGCCCUAUGGUUAACCUGGGUGUUUGCCUCUCCGGCUCGGUGAAGGAAAAGAACGCUCAGGGAGGAUCGCAAGCGCACCUGAACGGAUGUGUGCCGCUCUCUCAUCAGGUGGCCGGUCAUAAGUAUGGCGUUGAUAAAGUAGGUAUAUUGCAACAUCCUGAUGGGACAGUACUCAAACAGCUCCAGCCUCCCCCCAGAGGUCCCAGGGAGAUGCAGUUCUACAGCAUGGUAUAUGCUGAUGACUGCAGCGACCCCUGUCUGAUGGACCUCCAGCAUCACCUUCCCAAAUAUUUUGGCACCUGGUCCUCGCCUGAAUCUCCUAAUGAGCUGUAUCUGAAACUGGAGGAUGUGACACGGCGGUUCCAGAAGCCCUGUAUUAUGGAUGUGAAAAUUGGACAGAAAAGCUACGACCCCUACGCCUCCCAAGAGAAGCGGGACCAGCAGAUCAAGAAGUACCCUCUCAUGGAGGAGAUUGGCUUUCUAGUUCUUGGAAUGAGGGUGUAUAAGGUGAGGUCUGAUGACUAUGUCUCGUAUGAUCAACAUUAUGGACGAGGCCUUCUCAAGGACACCAUCAGAGACGGUUUAUCCAAAUUCUUCUACAAUGGGACAAGUCUGAGAAAAGAUGCCAUCACUGCCAGUAUACUGAAGGUCCAGAACAUCCUGCGAUGGUUUGAGGGCCAGAGCCAGUUGACCUUCUAUGCUAGCUCUCUGUUGUUCGUGUACGAAGGCCUGCCGCCUCCCAGUCCCGAGGGCCAGCUCCUCAGGGGCCUCCCAGAGACCACCAGACCUGCCGAUGACACCUGCUACGAGCCUAAUGAGGAAGCACUGGAACACAACAACAACGUCCGCGUCGCCGUGCCUCUCGACUACAGCCUCUCCACGAUGUACGCCAUGCACAGGAAGGGCUGCACCCGGGGUCACCACGGCAACGUCACCGCCACCGGCGGCACGGCCACAGACCCUAACCCCCGAGAGGACAAUAACACGUGGACGUGCCCCGGUUUGGUGUCGGCGGAGCAGCCCAACGGCAACAGUGUCAAAGCCCAACUGGAAGAAGAGGUGGACGUGGGGGACAGAGGCUGGGGGGUGCCGCGUCCAGAGACGAGGGCCAGUGAUGUGGAGGUGAGGAUGAUUGACUUUGCCCACGUCUUCCCCAGUGAAAGCCAGGACCAAGGCUACAUCUACGGCCUGAAACACUUGCUGGAGGUGCUGCAGCAGAUCCUUCACCAAUAACCUUCUUCUAGUGGUUUUUCUUGUCUUUCAUUAGUCAAGUGUACCCAUAUGUGUUACAGUGUGAAAGGAGUUGUUGUAGCCCCCCCCCCCGUCUGGUCCCCUUGCCCCGUAAAACUCUGCACUAUAUGCACUAUCGAUGAAGUCAUUUCUCCACAACUCUUUGUCCGAUGUCUGUGCUUCUUGUUUUUAACCACUGUUAACAGGUAUCUAACUCAGGUAAAAUACUGUAAUACGCAAAGGAUUACCCCUAAAGAGUACCGUCGUUUUGUUGGCUUGCUAAUCUUAUGUUUUAUAUAAUUUCCCUACGCGUAUGUCUUUGUUUUAUUGCUGAUCCUUUUGUCUUAAAUUCUCCCGGAAAGUUGCCGUAAUUAUUUUUUAUCAAUUGUUUGGCCCACACUAAAUUGCGUUCUACUGGUGCCGUCUUUUUAUUGUAAUAAAAGGCUGGACCGUCUCUUAUUGGCUCACAUUUCUGCAUGUUGGACUUUAUCCCUUUGCUGAACCCAGUCAAUUGGACAACAAAUAUGAGACACUGUUCAAAGCUUGCCUCUUUUACUUGCCAUAUUUUAUGUAGUUUCUUGGAAUUUAUAAUAUUUUAACAGCAAAGUUUACGUUUUAUAAUUGAUGCUCUUUAGCCGUGUAUUUUGCUGCCAAAUUGCCUUGUUUGUAAUUGAAUUUAAACAAAAUAUUAAUCCCAAAAGCCAAUUACAAAAAUCUCCCUUAAUUGCCGCAGGUCCUACAUUAAGUUUCAAUACCAACAUGACCCCCGAAAUAUAAAUCCGGAUGCAUGCACCUCCAAAACUACGAUUUGUUCAAAUGAUAGGUGACCAAAUCUGCUCACCCAAAUAAAGUUCCUUGUAAAUGAUCAGAUCCCAUUCUGUUGACGGACGCUGCACAGUUCAUGUAGCGGAGCGACUAAGAUGACACGCAGUGUCCCCCCUCUGCCCGCUUGUACACUCUGUAUCAUGGUCUAUUUAGAAAUGCAAUACGCCGCUGUGAUCACAAUUAAUUAACAAACUGACCAGGAAGAGAUGCAGCGUUUGUUGACGUUCUGAUUCCUGUUCUGUGGAAUAGAAUCUGAAAUACUGAUCAUGGCAACACAUUUUGGGUAGAGAUGCAGAGCCUGGAAGUGGAUUAAGUCCUUGUGUUGUUGUCAGCAGUCUGACAUUGGCAGUGCUUCCGUAGUGUGAUCUUUCUAUCAAGAUAUUAUCUUUUUUUCUUUUCUUAAUCCUGAUAGCUAUAGAAUGUUUUUGAUUAGUUCUUUUAACAAAGGAUAUGCAGACUUUUUCUUAGAUAUGCAGUCAAUGCUACAUGUCCAUGCAUACUUAAAGUAAUACCAAAAGACAAUAAAUGAUUUGGGACAAUAUGCUUGUAGGUAAUAAACCUGAUGUUUUAGGACAUACAGUAUUUGAAAUGGUAAUGAGGAAGAACCCUUGAGAGAUGUUUACAGUCUUUUAAAGAUAUUUUACUCUUAUUACUGCCUUAUUUCUUUGUACUCCAUAUUCAUUUCAAACUUGUAUCAUUCUGGCAGCUUUAAUUGUAAUUUUUUUCAUCUACUCAAUUUCUUCAAUGUGUUGUAGUUCUAACAACUCCUUAGCAAGUGAACCGCUAUAGCAUUUUGCAACAGAGCAUUGUUUCUUUUAGAAAAAUUCUCUGAAUUAGAGAUUAAAGGUGUUAAUGAUUAGAGUAUUUAUCUUCAUGAAGAUUUGUAACAUUCAAGCACAUUAAAUAUUUCAUAACAUAAUGCUACAUUGUGUUUAUAGAUUAACUAUGUCUGACCGAUGUUUAAUGAGGUACCUCUAAGAUGGUUCUGUAUUAUGGACAUCCUCUGCAGCUCAUUUGGUUGUAAUACAUUAGAACCACAGCGAUUUGUAAAAUAUUUGUUGUAUAAUUAAUAAAAAUGCAUUUCUCAUUUUUCAUUUUUAUUUUAUGGAUAAACUGUAUCUUCAUAUAGUUAAUGGGCAGCAAUUUAAUUUUAAUGUUUUUGUUUUGUGUUUGCUAAAAUCUGCUAUUCUUUUGUUCAAUAAUGCACUGAAAAACAAAUGCAUACAGCCAAUAUGUCAAAUCUGUCCCUUUGCUGUGAACUAACCAAUGACUUCCCUGUGUGGACAAGAUGUUCCUUUUAUCCACAAAGGUUUUUUCUUUAGUACCCAAAUGUUGAAAUAGGUGUACUGAAACACUCAAAUGUGGCAUUUGACAAUACUGGAUUUUGUCUUUAGACUUGAGCCAAUCAUAUGUGAGCAACUGUUUGUUGUAUGUAUAUAUAGGAAAAACUCAAUUUCUCUCAAAUAUUUUUGCAAUAAUCUUUUUUGAUUGAUUUGUGGAAUCCUCGUCAUAUUUUUCAGCUUUUAAUUAUUCUUCCGGACCUUUAUUCACAAAUGGUCUGAUGAAUAGGACCGCUAGUAUAGGAUUUUGUUUGGGUAGGCAUAAUGAAUACGAUCCCAGAUCAGCACUACUAUAAGACGCUUUGUGAAUAUAGGCCCUGGGGUUCAUUGAGCCUUGACUUCUUCAUGCUACUUCCUGUGGUCUGGAAUAAUAUGCAGUGUAUCAUCAGUGCUUUCAGAAUGUUUUUUGGAAAUACCCCAUGUCUCCUCUCCUCCCCAUUGACUUUGCUGGCUGUCUGUCUGUCUGUCCAACCUGGGGGAAAGUUGUUCUGGUAUAUACAGUAACAUAAAAUGCAGGGGAAAGUGAUGUGUAUCUGCUGUUUCUUUCUCAUGUCGGAUUAGAUUGAAAUUGAUAUAUUACUACUUUUGUAAAUGACCUAUGAAUAUGUAGACUGAUAAAAAAAAUUGCUGUAUAUUUGGCAGAUUAUUAUUACUAAUAAAAUGUAUUCCCAAUGAACGUCUGUUUCUUUCACAU